AUGGAUCCCACCACGUUCCCCGACUACGGCAGCAGCGACGCCCCUAUGGCAAUCGCGGCGCCUGCUCGGGCGCCAGCGCGUGCCAGAUCCAGCAGCCAAGGGCUGACACGGUUCAAAAGGUUCUGGACUGUGGAGGAAGACACGCUGCUCAGGGCGAAGGUGCAGGAAUUCGGCGAAGGGAGUUGGAUGCAGGUCGCAUCGUACCUGCCCAGCCGGAGUGGGAAGCAGUGCCGGGAGAGAUGGGUCAACCAACUUGACCCCAACAUUGAGGUGAUCUCGCCAGAUUAA
Triticum urartu is the source of this 288-nucleotide messenger RNA. RefSeq lists its product as uncharacterized. Gene Ontology annotation, molecular function: RNA polymerase II cis-regulatory region sequence-specific DNA binding; DNA-binding transcription factor activity, RNA polymerase II-specific. Gene Ontology annotation, biological process: regulation of DNA-templated transcription. Gene Ontology annotation, cellular component: nucleus. The record is from RefSeq and is a predicted model, not a curated record. Lineage: Eukaryota; Viridiplantae; Streptophyta; Magnoliopsida; Poales; Poaceae.